CAGUCUGUCAGUCAAUCAGACGACUCAAGUGUGGAAAGUGGCGGGCGGGCCGGUGCGCGCACGGCUACCCCCCCAACAUUGGUCAUCCUUCAGAGGAAGCAAGCUCUCUCUUUCUUUUUCCUCUCUCUCUCUCGCUUUCUCUCUCUCUACUCCCCCCUCUCUCUUUCUCUCAAGCUGUCCCUCUCACGCGCGCCUUUCUCGGUCCACCCUGCACGCACACGCUCACCUCCCGAGAGCUCGCAAACACUUGUCACGGCGUCGGAGCAGUCACUCAUCGGCUCCGACCUACAAGACGACAGCGGAUCGGAUCGUUUCUUUUCUGAGCUGAACUGACUCGGUGGAAAAGCAAUCUCAGUGCCUUUGAGAGGACGCCUGGUAAUGGUCAGUGUAGCUGCCCUGCGUGAUGCCUGAUCAUGACAGCGCCACGCUCCUAACCAGACAGACCAAGCGCCGACGAGUGGACAUCGGUGUGAAACGGACCGUGGGCGCUGUGACGGGGAUCCUCCUGGACAACAUGAACCAAUCCCACAGCCCCGACAGGGACGGAGAUUGCUCGCUGGUUGGUCGAGGCCACGGUGGUGGCAACGGUGAUGGAGAGAAAUCAAACGUGCUAAGGAAGUUACUGAAGAGGGCCAACUCGUACGAGGACGCCAUGAUGCCUUUCACCGGGGCGACUAUCAUCUCGCAGCUUCUCAAGAACAAUAUGGGGAAGAAUGGGGGGAGUGACUCGGGCUUCCAGGGCAGCGGAGGUCUGUCCAGCGGCGGCUCUGAGAUCCAGGCCGAGGAUGCCUGCAGCAAUUCCUCCUCUCAGGACCGGGACAGCCCGUCCAACUGCCUUUCACCUUCGGCCCCGCCGUCAUUCGGACGAGCGCUACCCCCUUCCAACCUCAGCGCCCACGGCCAGCCGCUGUCCCUCUCCACGUUUGACUUAGACAGGCUGUCGGACGAGCACCUUCGGGCCAAGCGUGCUCGGGUGGAAAACAUCAUUCGCGGUAUGAGUCACUCUCCGCUGGUGCGGCCCAGCGGCGACGAUCGCGGCCAGGAAAGCAACCGCGACAACCCGAACGAGCACAGAGGCGACGGCGGAAGUCACGGCCACAGACGGGGCACGGACUGCUCCUCUUCCCUCCUGGGCUCUCCCGCCUCGCGGGCCGGCGGGGUCGGCGCUGGCGAGGUGUACCGAGAGAACAAGAGGAAGCAGCGCUUGCCUCAGCAGCAGCACAGCUUCACUCAGCUGGUGUGUUCCAGGCAGGAGCAGCGGCAGGAGGAGAGGCGACAGCUCAAAUUGCAGCUGGAAGACAUGCAGAAGCAACUGCGGCAACUUCAAGAGAAGUUCUACCAGAUCUACGACUCCGAGACGGAGGAGGAAGAGGAGGAAAACCGCGAGGGUGGCGAGGCGGAGCGAGGAGGCGAGAGGGAUGAGGACGGUAACCUGUCUGAGGACAGUAUCCGCUCUGAUGGCCUUGAGGAGAGGCACAGGGACAGAGGGCGACGGCGCCACGAUGACCUCUCAGAGCUGGACCCGGGUCUGUUCCUAGACCGGGCCCGAGCCCUACUGCGACAACAGGCCUUGAUGGAUGGUGAGAUGGAGGAGGAUGUAGUGGGCAGGGCUGAGGAGGAGGACGAGGAGAGGAACGGGGAGAGGAUGAUGAAGAGGCAAGGGGGGAGGCAGUUAGCGGAGACACUGAAGCAGGAGCUAAAUUGCGCCGUGUCGCAAGUCGUCGACACGGUCGUGAAAGGUUUCUCGUCGCCCAAGCGAGCCGUCAGCCACCAUCACGGCUGCCACAGCACGCCGGCCGCCCCUUCCUCUUCCUCCAACUCAUCCUCUUCUGGCCCCCUGCCCUUUGGCCCGCUCCCUUCUCUCACCCCGGACCCUCGUUUUGGCGGCGGUGCCUUUUCCCUCAAUCUCCACGGCGAUGGCAGCCCCACCUCCAACUACCACACCUCCAAUCAAAGACUCCACUGCUUCGGCGACAUCAUAGUGCCGAGCCCGUUGGACUCGUUCAACGGUAUGAACGGCCGGCUAAGCGGGGUGCCGACGCCCAACGAUCAAACGGAGGCGCUGCCGCUGGUGGUGCGCAAGAGCAGCGGGAACGGCGACGACAACCCAUCUCUACCUCCUCCUCCUCCGCCUCCUCCUCCUCCUCCUCCUCACCACCCCUCCCUCCACCCCUCGCCUCUCACAGCCACUCUCGGCUUCAGCCCUCCGUCCUUUCGCCACCCCUUCCCCCUCCCACUCAUGGGCUACCCCUUCCACGGUCCUCUGGGCGGGGGGACGGGUUACGCCCCGGGGCCCAAGGACCACCACCACCACCACAUCCACACCUCGCCAGAUUCCAUGGACGCGAGCCGUGAAACUGUGAGCCUGAGAACCAAGAUGGCCGCUCUAGGAGCAGGGCACCUGGCUCACCACCACAACAGACAGCGCUCCCCGAGUCAACAUGGGCCUGAAGGUUUGUCCCUGUCGCUCAUCAAGUCGGAAUGUGGUGACCUGGCAGAUAUGGCCGACAUCUCGCCGUACUCAAGCGGCACCAUCCAAGAGGGUUUGUCGCCCAACCACCUGAAGAAGGCCAAGCUCAUGUUCUUCUAUACUCGCUAUCCGUCCUCCAACAUGCUGAAAAUCUUCUUCUCCGACGUCAAGUUCAACCGCUGCAUCACUUCCCAGCUGAUCAAGUGGUUCAGCAAUUUUCGAGAGUUCUACUACAUCCAGAUGGAGAAAUACGCCCGGCAGGCUAUCAACGAGGGCGUGACCGCCGUCGAGGAGCUAGCGGUGGGCCGCGACGCCGAACUCUUUCGGGCGCUCAACAUGCACUACAACAAAGCCAACGACUUUGAGGUGCCUGACCGAUUCCUGGAAGUAGCCCAGGUGACUCUCCGUGAGUUCUUUAACGCCAUCGUGGCCGGCAAAGACGCUGACCCAUCAUGGAAAAAAGCGAUCUACAAGGUGAUCUGCAAGCUGGACAGCGAAGUCCCCGAGACCUUCAAGUCUCCAAACUGCUUGCAGGAUCUGCUGCAUGACUAGCAAAGAAGGGGCGAGGAGCAGGAAGCCCAGGCCAGUGAACCCGCCACAAACUAAACCCGACGUUGGGUGAAGCUCUUGACGCUUCCCCGAGAUGCCAAGAAGUUUGUCAUGGACAAAGACAACCUUCUUCCUAAUGAACAUGAAGACAUUCACUUCUUCCUGGGCCAUCCAUGCAUGUUCUUCAUAUUUUUGCGGACACUGAAUGGAACCAACUAGAAAUAAAGAACUGAAUAUACAUACAUAUAUAUAUAAAGAUCUUUUUAUUGUGGAUGUUUUUAAGUGUCAUGGACAUGUAUGAGAAAAAAAAAAAAGUGGUGUUUCUGUAUUUUUGCUUUCCUUUCCCAUGCACGCCAACACGCACUUCCUGAUUAGUGAAGCUCCGUAGCAUUCCCACAAAAGCCUUCAUUCAUUUCCCUUCUACGUUUACAUUCUGUUCGUCUCAUUCGGUGCGGCGAUAUUUUGAUGGGUGUUUGUUCUCGGUAUAUUGCGGCCCGACACCACCGUGAUCCAUCGGGUCGUAUUUUGUGUGUGUGCGCCUUCAUUUGUUAAAUGUUCUUUUCAAACAUGGCUUUCUAUUUUAUAUUCAAUCAAAAGACCUGAGGGCAUCUCUUUUCCUUGAAGUGAAAAGUGGAUCUGCUGUAUUGAAGUGUUUACUGGACACCAAGAUUUACCGCAACAAUCAUUCCUGUUUCUGCUGGUUCCUUCCUGAAUUUUUCACAAUGACUUCCUGCUCACUGGUUCUAAUGGGAGGGGCUGGCUACGAUGAUAAAUAACAAAUAUUUCAAUUUCUACUCUGGUCCUUCACAGAAGUCAAAAAUCUGAAAGUGUCACGCGUAACAUUUUCAACAGCAGGGAAACAUUCACUUCUUCAAUGUUUUCACAAUUCUGACCAUUCUGUUUUAUUUAUGAUGAUAAUUGCUGUUAAUAUUGUUCUGAAGCUAAUUAUUCUAAUUAAAGCUUGCUACGGAUUGGA
This is a messenger RNA of Syngnathus typhle (broad-nosed pipefish), 3995 nucleotides long. It is a transcript of the gene prox1a, whose product is annotated as prospero homeobox 1a. Gene Ontology annotation, cellular component: nucleus. The transcript is spliced from 7 exons. Lineage: Eukaryota; Metazoa; Chordata; Actinopteri; Syngnathiformes; Syngnathidae. Gene Ontology annotation, molecular function: DNA-binding transcription factor activity, RNA polymerase II-specific; RNA polymerase II cis-regulatory region sequence-specific DNA binding. Bases 404 to 3022 code for a protein of 872 amino acids. The record is from RefSeq and is a predicted model, not a curated record. Gene Ontology annotation, biological process: regulation of transcription by RNA polymerase II.